Lingula anatina is the source of this 4574-nucleotide messenger RNA. RefSeq lists its product as uncharacterized. Gene Ontology annotation, cellular component: actin filament. The record is from RefSeq and is a predicted model, not a curated record. Gene Ontology annotation, molecular function: signaling adaptor activity. Lineage: Eukaryota; Metazoa; Brachiopoda; Lingulata; Lingulida; Lingulidae. Gene Ontology annotation, biological process: actin filament polymerization.
CCCUUUUGUUGUCACUAACCCUAAACUUGUUAUGCACUUAUCGUGCCGCUCAACUUCCUACCUGGGUUAUAACUUCCUCCUCCUCUGCGCACAAAUAACCACUGAGCUCAUCAAGGGACGAGAAGGGAAAAAACGCUGCAGAGAGGUCCACGCACGGAUAUGAGAUAAGCGUAGCGGUAUCGAUAGUUAUAAAUUACACGAGAAUUUACACCUGUCGGUGUGGCCAAGACUUAAUUCAGACAGAUCCCAUUCACUAAAAUCGCAGGGUGCCAAACCGUCGAAUCAAUGUAAAUGAUUCGCUUGAGCUGUGUCACGUUCCACGCACGGUCAACAUUCCUGUAGAUCUUGGAUUUUACCUCAUUGGCCUGGGAAACGAAGAACAGGAAUGGUCUAUCAAGUUGAUGAACACUAAAACAUACCUUUCACCUAUCAUGUCGUCAGUACGAGAGAAGUCUCGCCCGGACAAGUUUCAUGAAGAUUGGCUCGAUCAUAAGGGAUCAAAAUCGAAUGCCUAUUCUACUUUAUGGGCUGUAUUAAGGGGUGACGCUAUCUAUUUCUUCAAAAACGAAAGGACAGAAAUCAGAGGAAAUUUACUUGGAUCAUUAAGACUUAAUGAGCAGACAAUAAUUACAGCUGACAAGAAGAAGGACAAAAAAUUUGAGUUGGAAUCUUACACAAGAGAUGGCAUCAAGAAAAAGAAUUUUUUCAAAUGUAAAGAUUCUACCUCAAGAGAUCUGUGGAAAAGUUUCAUCAUUGGGAUUUCUAAGGGCAUCAUGCCCCAAGAUGUCCACCUUCUUCCCGGGCAAAUCCACAAGGUGGAAGAUGCUAUACAUUUUAUUCACCGCCAGCGGGCAACACCAUCAGAGAGAGGACCCCCGCUUCCCCCACGUCCUCGGGCCACCUCUCUUGGAGGAUUUUCCACUGGAAGUAUGAGGUCUGAAGGUGGAUCUGUUGGGUCAGGAGAUAGAGCAUCCAUUUCUGCUGCUUCUCGUCAUUCUGUUGAGUCCAAUUAUGACACAAGACUUCCAGAUACAAGGCACAAGUUUUUUAUACAAGAGGAAAUGAAUGAUGAAAUACCAAGUUGGUUCUUCCCAAAUUGCUCAAGAGAAAAAGCUGAACAACUGUUAGACUCUGGAAAAAGAUAUGGCAACUGCUUAAUGAGGGAAAGUACUAGCCACAGACAGACAGGCAGUUAUGUUAUCAGUUAUCGUAAAGACAAGGACACUCAUGAUUUUGAAAUUUGCCAUUAUGAAGUAGCCAGAGUUUCUGAGGGUUACUUAAUUGUUUUAGAGAAUGAGCCCCAGAAAACUUCACAGUGCCUUAGUGAUGUCAUGACUUACUUCACCACGAUAUGUGGGCGGUCAGCUGUUGCAAUGAAGACAAAUGACUGGGCAAUUCUUGGAGCUAAAUACCCAGAUUAUGUUACAAGGAUGCCUCGACUGUUGCCCACUGAUAAAGAAAAUGGUGAAACAUUGUAUCCUCCACCAGGUGGCUCUGCUGGAAGCAGUGUCAGGACAAGCCGCUCCAGCACUGGGAGUGAAAGUGUUUCUUCAUAUCAGAAAAACUGGGACAAUUUGGCAAAUAGAACAUCUCAAGAUAGUGGAAGUUACUACAAUUUAAAUGAAUUCUUUCCCCCAUUUGGUGGAAAUAAUGACAGAGAAGAUUAUGUUAAUGAAUCAGAAAUUGAAGAAGUUCAUAGACCUCUAUCUUGUGUAGAAGAUGAGUAUAUUAACCCUCCAUCCUCAGCUUUACAUGAAGAUUUUGAUCAUGACUACUAUAAUGAAGAAGUAUUUGAAGCUGCUGCCAGACAGAUUAUGCAUGAGCAAGAGGAUUAUGAAAAUGAACACAAUAUCCAACAACUUAGCCAGCAAGCACCCUGGUCUCCAAGUCAAAGUAAUGUGCCGAUGGUAGUAAAGAACACUCCAACUUCACUGUCAGGCAGUACAGGAUCCACAACUCCUCCAGCUCCACCACCCAUAGCAACUAUCCCUCACCGCUCAGAGCACAAAAGAGAAACGUCUGAGGGUCACAUUGCUCCGCCAGUUGAUGGACCAGAGCAAGAUUCUGCUUUUCCCAAGCACAGAACUGGCAGACGAUUUAGUGAACCUGCUGUCAAAUUUUCUGCAAGCUUACAAAUGUCUGCUGUUCCUGCUCCCCCACAACCUGAUGAAAUAUUGGAUGAGCUACAGAGGAAGUUACACUUGAGGCGUAGUGUAGUUGACAACCUACAGGAAGAUAAUUCAGCAUCCCCUGAUGGCUUUUCCUCAACACCUACAGCUUCCUCUGCUUGUUCCCCCAUUACACAGACACCACUGGAGGCACCAAGGGCACCACCAGCACCACCUCUCCCAGUACCGCCACCACCACCAGCACCAGGGCUUGAACCCUUUCAAAACAAUCAGCUUCAAACUGUUCCAGACAUUCCCACAGAGCCACCACCUCCCCCACCAAUCCAAAAGCAGGGGCCUCCAACUGCACCCAAGACAAAAAGAGGUCCUAAUGUGAAUGAGGGGCGCCCACUGCCAGCGCCACCUGGUAGGCAAACUAGGAGGACACAGAGCGCAAGUGCUGUGACACUGGGUAUCCAAACUCCACAGACAUUGCAUCACAGCGCAUCUGCUUCUGAAGUUCCAGAUCAUGCAGUUCAGUUGCGACAGAAACUUCAAGAAAGAUUCAUUUACUCGACUCCUGACGCGUUUAUGAAGAAAUGAUGUUACACUGUACUGUCAAUCUUUGAAUGAUAGAUAUCCACACCAAAGUUCCACAGCUAUGGUGAUUGUUGUCCAGUUUGUUUUUGCUUUGUUAUGCAUUACAAAAUAUGCCAGUAAAUUGUUAAAAAUGACAUUUAACUGUCCUUUCUUCAUAAAAUGGAGAAAUGCUGCAAUUCAAGAAAUGUUUGGAUAUAAUUGAGACAUGUUUUUAAUGUGUUAUUGUAUCAUUUUACAUAUUCAUGUAAGUUUUGCACUGAUAUUUCAAGUGUAAUGCUUGUUUCUGUCAAAUUAGGGCACCAACUCAUCAUGUGACAAAUUCUUCUUGUUACUGGUUAAAAGUUUAGCUGAUGUGUCAAAUAUAGGGUAAAAUAACUAGAAAUGGGCAUCUGAGAAAAUGAUUUUCAAAUACUGUGAUAAGGAGUUCUUUACAGCACAGAGAACUAGAAUAUUGAUUAUUCUUUUGAUUUUUAUGUUAUUGUCUUUUAUGGUAUGCCAUUGUUUUAAUCACUAAGUCUUCGUCUACGGUGCUUUUUUUCCCAUAUCUGUUUCACAACUUGCCAACUUGGUGAUUACAAGAACACAAGGUAAUUUCUUCUAGAAUGUUUUUCACAUUUUGUUUUUGAGUGGUAAGAGAUUGAUCAAAUCUUAUAUAAUAUUAGUACUAAACAAAAUACAUAGGAAGUGGAUAGAAUAUUUUAGUGCGAUGUGAAGAAUAUUUUACCAAAAAUAAAUAUGUACAUGUAUGUUUUGAUUUAUAUUGUGAAUUACAAAAUGUACAAACAAAAAGAAUAAAAUGGUGUCAUUAUUUGAUUAUAUGGGUAAUUGAGUAUACUCAUGAAAUGAUGAAUGCUAACAGUUCCAUUUUAUAUGUUAAGGAGUUUUAUACAGAGAGCUUUAUAUUAUACAUAUUGUAGAAGUCAUGUAAUUAUCAACAUAUCAAUGCAUGCAGCAUAUGAGAUGUCAUAUUUGAUAUGCUCAUAUUUUAAAAAGUCCUAGAAAUGUCCUACUAGUAGUUACCCUGUACUGAUAACUUCUGUUUUGUUCCGUUUAUUGCUUAGAUAUAUUUCUGUGUCCCUCAUUUGUAACUUAUGAUAUAUAUGCAUGAACAUAUUUCACUGAAAAUUUUUUUUUUUAAAGGAAUUCUGUGUAAAACACAGUGAUGCAACCUGAAGUUGAUUCAGAUUUUUAUGUGUACAAAUACACUCAACCAAAAUAAUUAGUAAAUAUCAUUAUUUUGAAUAACAGUAAAAUAACCAUAUGAUCUUAGGUAAAUGUUAAACCAAAUAUUAAUGGAUAAUGCCAGGGACUUACAGAGACAUUAAUGAAUUUCAGUUUUCAAAUCAUGCAAUUGGGGUGAGGAAGUUUGAAGGUUAAGCAAGUGUUGACAGUAAACAUUAAAAAUCUUUGAGCCAUACAGUAUGUAGGCUACAGUUAAGUAAAGUCUUGAGGUUGCUCAACAUCAGUAUUGUGUGAAGCCUCCACUGUCUAUUGUCAAGACUUGCUCAAACUUUGUCACUCCAUUUGUAUUUCCAUGACAAAGUAUGAGCAAUUCUUGACACUAAUCAGUGGAGGCUUCACAUAAUACUGAUGCUGAGCAACCUUUUUUGGUCGAGUGUAUAACGUUAGAGGGGACAGAAGGACAGUUGUUAAUUACCUCAAUAUUCGGAUACACCAUCGAUAAAAUUCUGAUAUUUCAAUUAAAAACUUUUAAAAUGCAAUCUGCUGUUUUUAAUUUGGACACUCAGAUAUUUAAACAUAAUUCUUGUAUUGCAAUGCAAAAUGUAAUACGUGUUAUUUUUGUUUGCUCACAAUGGCUGUAUUUAACAAAUUAACCGUAUUUGAUUAUUUAAUUUUAUUAAUUAA